Messenger RNA from Cicer arietinum (chickpea), 1686 nucleotides. Its product is annotated as transcription factor SPEECHLESS-like. The record is from RefSeq and is a predicted model, not a curated record. Gene Ontology annotation, molecular function: DNA-binding transcription factor activity; protein dimerization activity. Gene Ontology annotation, biological process: guard cell differentiation; positive regulation of DNA-templated transcription; stomatal complex development. NCBI's taxonomy places the organism in Eukaryota, Viridiplantae, Streptophyta, Magnoliopsida, Fabales, Fabaceae. Gene Ontology annotation, cellular component: nucleus.
CAUUCUUUUACACCAGUACACCACCAUAAACAUUACUCCUUUAGUACUACUGUCACUUUAUAAAAUCCAUCUCUUUCCCCAUUCUAUCUAUCUCCUUCCCUUCUCUCUCUCUCUCUCCUUCAGUUUUGAUUACUUUUCUGCAGUUUGAUACUGUUUCUGUUCUGUUCUGUUCUGUUUCUGUAUGUUGCCUUCCCAAAAGUCACUAACAGUUUAUAUAUGACAAUCCUUUAACUACUCUCUAUCAUUUUCUCAACACCUCUCUCAUAUUUAUACUUUUUUUCGUCUCAACCCUUUUUCAUAAUUUGCAGUUUUAAUUAGUUUCCAAUGGAUGAAAGUUUAUAUGAUAUUUUUGAGGACAGAACAGAAUUUGGAAACAACCAUUUUGGUUCAACAGAUGAUGAUCUUUUUGCUAUUUUGGAGAGUUUAGAAGAUUUCACUGAUUUUCCUCUAAUCAAAGAAGCUGAAGCUGUUACUACUCCAAAAGAGAAUGAAGAUACUUCGAGAUUGGUGUCUCAAAAGUCAACAACCUCUUCAAAUUUUCCACAACAAGAUUCUGAAACUGAACUUGAAACUUGUCCAAAAAGUAAGAGACAGAAACUUACACCUACUUUGGUAGAGGAACAAAUUAACAGUGAUGGACAACAAAAGGUUUCACACAUUACUGUUGAGCGUAACAGAAGAAAACAAAUGAAUGAGCACUUGUCUGUUUUAAGGUCACUCAUGCCUUGCUUUUAUGUCAAAAGGGGAGAUCAAGCAUCAAUAAUUGGAGGAGUGGUUGAUUACAUCAACGAGUUACAACAACUACUACAAGCACUUGAAGCCAAGAAACAAAGAAAAGUAUACAAUGAAGUACUAAGUCCAAGGAUAGUUUCAAGCCCAAGACCUUCACCACUAAGCCCAAGAAAACCACCACUAAGCCCUAGACUAAACCUACCCAUUAGUCCAAGAACUCCAACACCAAGUAGCCCUUAUAAACCAAGAUUGCAACAAAGCUACAAUUUUAAUUCACUUUCACCUACCAUAUCAAUUCCUGUUGAGCCAUCUCCUACUACUUCUUCUUCCACUUCUUCAGUCAAUGAUAAUAUCAAUGAGCUUGUUGCUAAUUCAAAAUCUCAUAUUGCUGACGUGGAGGUCAAGUUUUCAGGUCCACAUGUUCUUUUGAAAACGGUUUCUCAAAGAAUUCCAGGGCAAGCUUUGAAGAUUAUAUCGACACUUGAAGACCUUGCCCUUGAAAUCCUUCAUGUCAAUAUUAAUUGUUCCUCUGAUGAUACCAUGUUGAACUCAUUCACUAUCAAGAUUGGAAUUGAAUGCCAACUGAGUGCGGAUGAACUUGCUCAACAAAUCCAGCAAACAUUCUGCUAAAAUUGUGUUUAUGAUCUGUCAACACUCUUUACCAAACAUCUCUCUCUUUCUUAUUAUUGCUGAAUGUAAUGUAACGUUUCUAUGUACGUAUUAGCUGUACUAGUAACAGAGUACGCGCGUGACGACUCCUUUAAUUACAACAAUCUUAUCAUUUUCUUUCUCUUAUUUUUUCACCACAUCUAUAAGCUAGCUAGCUAGCUACUAUACAGGGACUUUCUUGUAAUUCACCACCAUUUGAACUUUAAUUUUAUCUAUUCCUACUUGCCAAAUGUAUGCUCCAAUGUUAAAACAUACAGAUAAUUCAAAAACGAAUUAUUAGUUCUA